CUCCCAGCUGCUUAGCGCGUCGACUGAACCCGGCCAUUUCUCGACCGUUCCGUCUUCAAGCGAGACUACGGGCUGCGAGUGUCCGCGAGAACCAGCCCCCGCUCGAGACACGUGGCUUCUGGUGCGGGAGUCCGCUGCGAGCACCUAUACCCAGUCCGAACGGCGGCAGACCAACACUCGCUCAAGACAAAAGUCCUCAUGACGACGAUGCCGCUUCACCCAAUCCCAAUCGCAGCUCAGGCACAACCGGUUUCACAAAUUCGCCAGCGCUGGACGCUGCUCUGACUGCUUUCAUGGGUAUUGGAAUCGCUUUUGUCGGGGGCAUCAUUUAUUACGCGUGGUACAAGAAAAAUGUCCUGGAUAAGAUAGAACAUGCUUUUGCGCCUGGCUACGACCCCGCCCUGGAACUUGCGACACAUCACAAAAAGACCAACAAUUCCACCGUCUCUGCGGCCAUCGAGGAUCUCGAGCUCGAGGACGGUCCCUGGACAGAGCAUCUACGGCGAAAGGAGCAGGACAUAUUAGACCGCAUCAUUCACGGUGCUGAGACCGGCCAUUACUUUAUGCUUCUAGGUUGCAAGGGCGCGGGAAAGACAACGAUGAUCCUUGACUCUAUGCAGGCCAAUCAGGCGGAGGGUGUUGCAAUGUGCGAUGCCCAUCCCGAUCUAGAAGUGUUCCGUCUACGUCUGGGCAAGGCUUUGAACUACGAGUACAACGAGGACUCUCAGACAGGUCUUUUCCAACGGCGAGAUCCCAGAGAAGGUGGACCAGGCCUUGAUAUCGAGCGAGUGAUGAACAAGCUCGAGAAGGUUGCUCUUCGCUCUGCUAAGCGGACAGGCAGGCCUCUCGUCCUCGUGAUAAAUAAUGUACAUUAUUUCAAGAAUGAUGACGGUGGGCAAAACAUGCUUAUGCAACUUCAACAAAGAGCUGAAGCCUGGGCCGCUAGCGGCAUCAUGACCCUCGUUUUCAGCUCUGAUGACUUUUGGCCGUUCUUCGUUCUGCGUGAGAACGCCAGUCGGAUGCAUGUAUUGACCAUCUAUGACCUUAACACUGCCGAAGCGCGGAGCGCUUGUUCGAGAAUGCGGUACUACACGAAGCUGCCGGCACCUCCUCACGAAACACUGAACGAGGCGAUCGCAAUUGUAGGCGGACGGCUAUCGUAUCUCAACCGGAUCGCGAGAGCGCGAGACAUCGUGGAGAUGGCGCGGCACAUGCUGUUGGUCGAAAAGGGAUGGCUGCUCAGCCAGAUUGGGCUCAUCGAGGACUGCGACGAUGAUGUGAUGGACGAGCAAAAAUGGAGCUCCUGCUCGUGGUUGCUAUUACGAGAAUUCGUGAAGCAGAGACAGGAGGAAGAAGAGAAACGGAAGAUCGCGAUCGCGUCUGGUAUACUGUCGCCGGAUGAUUUAUACGAUUUACCAUUGCCUGCGAUCCCUUACUGGAAGUGUCGGCAGAUCAUGACCCGUGCAGACUUCUUGGAAGAGCUGGACAGGAAAAACAUCAUCUCCAUAGAUAUCAACCACGAUGUCCGCCCCGACUCGAUGCUGAUCUUACAAGCCGCACGAGAAGUCGUGGAGAGCGACGGGUUCGACGACAGACUCAACAACGUCCGCGACCGUAUAGACGAGAUCGAAAGCCUUCAUCGGACGAGGGAGUUGACGUUCAAGGACUUGGACAAAGGGGAUCGCAUCCGCCUGAUGGUCGACAAGGGUGGUGUUCACUUGAUCGAGGACUAGAUAUCAUUUAUCACAGGAAUUUAUUACAUUGGACAU
Heterobasidion irregulare TC 32-1 is the source of this 1769-nucleotide messenger RNA. RefSeq lists its product as uncharacterized. The record is from RefSeq and is a predicted model, not a curated record. The transcript is spliced from 15 exons. NCBI's taxonomy places the organism in Eukaryota, Fungi, Basidiomycota, Agaricomycetes, Russulales, Bondarzewiaceae. The coding region runs from base 294 to 1733 and encodes 479 amino acids.